Myxocyprinus asiaticus (Chinese sucker) is the source of this 3181-nucleotide messenger RNA. Its product is annotated as probable glutathione peroxidase 8. Gene Ontology annotation, biological process: response to oxidative stress. The coding region runs from base 31 to 663 and encodes 210 amino acids. NCBI's taxonomy places the organism in Eukaryota, Metazoa, Chordata, Actinopteri, Cypriniformes, Catostomidae. The transcript has 3 exons. The record is from RefSeq and is a predicted model, not a curated record. Gene Ontology annotation, molecular function: glutathione peroxidase activity.
CAGAUUUCUCCAUUUAUUCAUUCCUCCAACAUGGAGGCGCUUGGGGGAUACCCCACCAAAUCAUCCGCCACAAGAGCACGACUUUUCAAAGUCUUACUAAGUGUCGCCGUGUGCAUGGGCUCACUGUAUCUAUUGCAGAGUAAACUAUCAAAGUCGCGAAAACAGAAAGAUUUCUACUCGUACGAAGUGAAGGACGCAAGAGGGAGGAAUGUCUCACUGGAGAAAUACAGGGGAAAAGUCUCUCUGGUUGUAAACGUGGCGAGUGGAAGCGAGUUAACGGAGCAGAAUUAUCGCGCUCUGCAAGAACUUCACCGAGAGCUCGGCACGUCGCAUUUCAACGUGCUCGCCUUUCCUUGCGCACAAUAUGGUGACACCGAAUCGGGUACCAGUCGAGAAAUUGAGGCUUUUGCAAAAUCCAACUAUGGUGUGACGUUUCCCAUCUUCAGCAAGAUCAAAAUAAUGGGGUCAGAGGCGGAGCCUGCCUUCAAAUUCAUCACAGAUUCAAUACAGAGAAUACCAAAAUGGAACUUCUGGAAGUUUCUUGUGAAUCCCGAGGGCCAGGUGGUGCAUUUUUGGAAGCCAGAGGAGCCCAUCGAGGACAUUCGAAAGGAAGCCACAACGCUUGUGCGGAAUAUCAUACUGAAGAAAAGACAGGAACUGUGAUGCGCACAAAUACUCAAAGUGAAUCCUCGAGUGUGCACGUUUAAGUGCGUUUAGAUCCUCGGUGGCAAAAUAUGGAGCCCUUUGCCUGUCGUGAUGUUAUCACUGAUAAUUGUUGAAACCGUUGUUUUGGUUAAAGUGAAUGAAACUGAAAGAAGACAUGUGUGAUGGUGUGUAAGGUCACUUAAGGGAUAGGUUACCCAAAAAUGAAAAUUCAGAAAAAGAGGUGUUAGGCAGAAUGACAGCCUCAGUCACCGUUCACUUUCAUUGCAUCUUGUUUCCAUACAAUGAAAGUGAAUGGUGACUAAGGCUAACAUUCAACUCAACAUCUCCUUUUGUGUUUCAUAAAAGCAUACAAGUCAUACGGGUUUGGAACAAUGGGAGGGUGAGUAAAUGAUGACAGGAUUUUCAUUUUUGGGUUAACUAUACCUUUAAGGCUGGUCUUUGAGUGCUUGGGUUUAUGUAUGAAUAAUUUUCUUGUGGUAGGAAGUAUGACUGAAAAAGAAAUCACCUCUUAAAUCUGCAUCUCAUUUAAGUCUUUUAGUAUUGUGAUCAAGCUGGAUGGUUUAGCAAUUCUGAAAGAAGCAAUAAUUUUGCAUAAUAUUUCAAACCACGUUUUGCAAGAAAGCCAUUGGACAAUCAUAAAUUAUAAACUUCAAUGGACAGUUCACCAUUUACUAAUUUAUCAUUUACUCACCAUCAUGACAUCCCAGAUGUGUAUGACUUUCUCUCUUCUGCUGAACACAAAUGAAGAUUUUUAGAGGAAUAUCUCAGCUCUGUAGGUCCAUACAAUGCAAGUGAAUGGUGACCAAAACUUUGAAGCUCCAAAAAGGAGAUAAAGUCAGCAUAAAAGUAAUCCAUAAGACCCCAGUGGUUUCAUCCAAGUCUUCGGAAGUUUUGAGUGAGAACAGACCAAAAUAAAACUCCUUUUUCACUAUACGUCUUGCCAUUGUAGAGCACUAGAUGGCACUAUAGGAAGUGUAAUCGAGCUUGAAAUCAUGAUCGCCAAGGAGACUGCUGUCCAGAUGUAUAGUAAAAAGGAGUUAUAUUUUGGUAUAUUUUGAGAUCAGAAGAAAUAACUGAAAGUAAUAUUUUAUAUCCUAUGUGUUAUGAUGUUAAAUGUUUCGUGAAAUAAAAGUCACAAUUGCAAGAAAGAAAGUUUAUAUCUUGCAAUUGGGAGUUUAUAUCUUAGAAUUGUGAGAUAUAAAAUCUCAAUUACUAGAAAUAAAGUCACAACUGGGAUAUAAAAAGACAGAAUUACCUUUUUUUAAGAUCAGAUCUGGCUUCCAUAGUUACCCCUGAGCAGGGCUGUAGCAAGGUCUUCUGGGCCCCCUGACUGUAUACUGCGCUGGGCCCCUUUCAAAAAUACAGUUUAGAAUUUUUUGGACCUACAGAGCUGAAAUAUUCUUCUAAAAAUCUUCAUCUGUGUUCAGCAGAAGAAAGAAAGUCAUACACAUCUGGGAUGGCAUGAGGGUGAGGAAAUAAUAAGAGAAUUUUCAUUUUUGGGUGAACUAUCCCUUUAAUAAUUAGACCUAUGCCAGUUAUCUGCUGUUGUUGUUAUUUCCUGAUCCUCUUUCAGGCUUUUGACAAAUUAAUAGUUUAAUUGAUCAAAACUUGUUGAGUUUUGCUUAGGAAAUUCACUGAAACUGAUAAUAUUUUGAAGCAUUUCUGUUUCUUAUAUAUACCUAAACAAACACUCUUAUAUUGUAUUUUUGUCCACUAGAUGGCAAAAUGGUUCAACAUGACAAAUCUCUCUAUAAGCACUGUGGAUGCGCUCAGUGUCAUAUUUGGUCCGGACGUUUGCUUGUCUAGGGUUUUGAGACAUUCAGUAAACUGUAGCAUUCGAAUUUGUAUAUUGUUGAUUUUGUCCGAUGUAAAGAGUAUACUUUUUUAUGUUUGAAUAAUUUGAUUUAUUCUACAUUAGCUGAGUGACAGAGGCAGAAAUGGAUUCACAAGAAGAGAGUCUUUGCAAAGAACAAAGCAAUAAGCUUGAUGUUCAUCUCUGCCAACUCUCAGCCUGCAGCAAUCACCUUCCCUGUACCAAUGUUUAACAGUUUUAGCCUGACCCAGCCUAUUAUCACACUGGGGGGAGGGGGACCUCAGUACCAAAUGUACCAAGUGUCCAGAUAAUUGGCAGCAUAAAUUCUUGGCCUUCAGUUCAGCCUGGUGGGGUUACCACUUCCUGACUGUGCUCUGACAUUUUGUGGGCUCACGGCUCACUUUGACAGCACAAAGAACUUCAAGUGCACGACUGGGCAUUAAACUCCAUGGGGAACAUGAUAAAUGAAAAUGAUAUGCAAAGUAUUUCCUUGUCAGUAUGUCAACGAAAAAAGCAAACAAGACAAUGUACCUCUGUUAUUCAGAGCUUAAACUCUAAAUAAUACAGGUACAUUUUAUUACUCAAAGAAACACUAUACUCAUAGCAGAAAAUAAUCUACAGUAAACACAAUAUCCAUCCUCUCAAGUUAUGAGUUUUUGUGUUAUCCACUCCAUAGUAACAAUCCUCAUUUCUAGAAAUGAA